This is a messenger RNA of Letharia columbiana, 2109 nucleotides long. RefSeq lists its product as uncharacterized. The record is from RefSeq and is a predicted model, not a curated record. NCBI's taxonomy places the organism in Eukaryota, Fungi, Ascomycota, Lecanoromycetes, Lecanorales, Parmeliaceae. The coding region runs from base 1 to 2109 and encodes 702 amino acids. The transcript is spliced from 6 exons.
AUGUUUUUUCUGCGAUCUUUGCUGUAUCUGGCGCCUGCUCUGGUUUAUGCGAUCUACAAUGACCAUCCUGAGGGUAGAUUCAGGAGAGAUGAACCCCAAAAGAUUUCAAGCGGUAUAUCAGCGGCCUCUCAUAAUUUGGAGAACGUUGCCAGAGACAGUCAUAGAAACAGUCGAAGCAUAACGACGAUUGCGGGUCAUGAAUAUACAUCCAAUGCAGUCAACUUGACCAAUCUCAAGGCUAGUCUUGCCACACGACUAAGAGUACCAAGUCGCGCCUCUGGAAUCUCCUCCGCUACGAAAUGGCCGGCGGCGUCCAGUCUACCGCCCACGGCUUCAUCGUGGAAUUACUCGUUGACGUUCCAGGGGAGAGCGAUGGAAGUUGCCGCUACUUCCCAUUUGGCCUACAAAACUACCUCAUCUGUCAAGAUUGUGAAACAUCCUCUAUCCAUGGACCAUCCGUCUCGGGAUCCGGAAGCUCUUGGGUUGCCCAGAGUGCCCGGAGUGGUAUUCUCCAAUUGUCAUCUCCAAUUGGUCCUUCUUUUCCCGUUCAGGCGACACGCCUGGAAUACUUCACAGGCACUGAAGUCCUUCUCAACAUUACUCUCAAGAUCUUCUCUUUUCUCGCCUUUGGCUGCGCUUAGCACUGCAGCGGCACCGAGCGCCUUGAAUACAUCUGCUACUUUAUCACCCAACUUGGCUUCGGGUGUAACAAGCCAAGCUUCUUUCUCUACGCACACUACUGCGUGGCUUUCAACUACAUCGACAGGUGCUAGUGCCUCAGAUAUUUACAGCAUGCCGAUAACGACAACCAUUACAUCUCCCCCAUCGGCGUACUUCACCUCAACAGCGUCGAAUAGUGACUGGACUACAGACACCACGACCUUAAUAGAGGGUACCAUCCGCCCUGUCUUGGUCGGCUGCAAAGUUUGCGGGGGUCUUCACCAUGGUAUUGUCAUUGCUGUUUUAGGAGGCGCACAAGCAGAUCCCAGACGCACGGGAUGCGGAUCCGGUUCAAUCUUCGGCUCAGUAUUCGGAUGUGGGUCCGAGUUCGACUUUGCCCCGCUGCCUCCUUUCAUCAUUGGACUGGAUGGUAUACCUACCGAGGAAAGCGCUGAUGGCGAAGGUGGUGACAGUAAAGUCUGUGAAGAUGACAAUAUUUGCUCCCUUCCAACAUCGGAGGAGAAAAAGUCCCAGGAACCUACCACCUUAACCAUUAUGCCGACCUCAAUUUCCUCUUUAGGUUCGAGUACCAUCUCAGAUACUACUCCUAGUACGUCCGGUGGUUCAUCACGCGAAUACAUGAUCUUCCCUACGGCUGGCAUAACUUCUAGCGAGUUGACUGCCCUCACGGAAUACUUCACAGAUGAACUAGGGGCCGGCAAUGUAUUACCAAUUUCUCUAAAUGACGCUGGUGACCAAGUCAUGUAUGUUGCAUACUCGAGCGAAAUAUUCGCCUCAGACCUCCAGACACUAAAUCCCAAGGUUGAGUCUGUUGUGGCCGACGUAGCGCAAACGAUAUGGGAUGAUCCUCCUGCCGGAACGUUAUUAUCAUCCUUACAUCGACGAGCUAGAAAUAGAGAUCAGGGUAUCUUUGAGCAUGAUCUUGCGAAACGUGAAGAUGUGGACGGGAAACAAGAGUCCGCACCGCCCGAGCUCAGAUUUGUAUCACAGCCCAAAGGUGUCGGUCUUGACCUUCGUGGAGACGAGGACGACCUCGGCGGUAAUGUGGUGCCCUACUAUGCGUACUCCUCGGCUGCAGGAGAGGGUGUUACUGUAUAUGUCAUCGAUAGCGGUGCGAACCCUUCGAAUCCUGAGUACAUAGGAAUGCUUGGCACUAAGCGCUGGCUGGAAAUUGACCUAAUUAUGGAGCGGGGAACAAAAGUGAGUACGAUCCUUUCUGAACAAUUAGAUAACUGCGAGAACGAUUGGAGACAAGCACCUACAACCUAUAAGCGGAAUGUCUCUCGUAAAACGACACUCUCGAAAGCCUCACCAACGUACGCGGCAGGCCCGCGGAACCUCCAAUCGCUUGGUAGUAGAACAGCACCCGAAUACAGAGCGACGUUGUUCCAGCAGCCUCCAGAGGACCACUUUGCGACGGAAGAAUAA